Geodia barretti is the source of this 3065-nucleotide messenger RNA. The record is from the annotation of a GenBank genome assembly. NCBI's taxonomy places the organism in Eukaryota, Metazoa, Porifera, Demospongiae, Tetractinellida, Geodiidae.
AAAACUGUAGCUAGCUAGCUAGCUAGCUAGCUAGCACUCUCCCUCUCCCGUCCCUCCGACCCGUGAGACAGAUAAAGAAUGGCAGUCGCAGCAGAACAGAAACUUACUCCAGACGACGCCGCUGACCUAGUGAGGGAGCUUCUGCCAGCACGGAUCAGCUCCCGUGAACUCGGUCUCAAACUGGGACUUUCCCAACCAGUGGUGGAGCACAUCCACCGCACCUUCUCCACGCCGCACGAUGCCUGUUUCAAGUUCUGAUCAAGUCCACGAGCGCUUCAGGGUCCAGGCCCACUUGGAAGGCUCUCGGAGAAGCUCUGAGGAGUCCUGAAGUAGAUGUGCCUGACCUAGCAGAGGAAAUAGAAUCAGCUUUUACUACUUCCAAGCCCGAUCUCAGUGCUGCAGAGAAAUUGUCUAGCUCUACUACUCUUGAGGAAGAUGUCAAAUCAAAGCCAUCACUUGUUGAUUCAUUCAAAGGCAGGGUGAAAAGUCUUGCACGAGAUUCCGGUCCAUCAGAAAGUCAACCAUACAGGGUCUUCAGAGAUGUCAGGUCGCGGUGGUUACAGUUGUGUCUUUGGUUACCACUAUCCUUGGAUUUAACAUCCGGGAGGCAGUCCAGGGUGGACACAAUAAAGAUCUCCAUGAAUGCAGGGAUCAUUGGGAACUUUUUGGAUACCUGAACUUGUACUGGAACUAUCUCUCUUUCAAUCUCCUGAAACAAUUGCUUGACGAACACCCUCUCAAAGGCUGCUUGCAUGGCAAAAAUGAAAUUUUGCUCUAUAUGAAAGAAGUAGAAAGUUUUCGGCGGGACACUAGUUUGCUGUUGUACUGUCGUGCUACUGUUCUUCACACUGGUUUCGCCCCUCCUGGAUUCCAGAGAAUGGUGACGGAACAUGAAUUUACCGAACUGCCACACUCCAGAGUUUAGAGGAUUUUCGAAUGGGUUUCUUGGACAUAUUUGGUCUGCCAGAUUGCGUGAUGAUGCUUGAUGGAAUCAAGAUUGGAUCAGUUAAAGUUACCUGGUUCGCUCACCUACAAGUAACUGUUAUUCAGCAGCUGAAGGGAAGCCAAGGCAGACUCAAAGCCUUCAGAGAUUUCAAAGUCACGUCAGUUGAAAUAGAUAAAGAAUCUAUUUUCCGUGUUCAAGAUUCAGUACAAGAAUCUCUUCAUACCGCACAUUCCAUGGCUACCACUGAAGCAACAGCCACUAAAGAAAGAGAAACGAGUUCGAUGUUAAAACUUACUCAGGAAUCCACAACACGUCUUAUGCAUGACAUUACUGAGGGUGAUCCACGUAUCACACGGAGAGAUAUAUUAUGGUGUUUACGUCAUGGAAGUAUAAUUAGGGGCUAUAUUGACUUCCAUGUCCUCCACAGGCAGUUUAUGAGUCAUAACAUAGAUAGCGAAGCAUUUUACCGACUUCCACCCAGAAUUAACUGCAAUGAUUAUAAUAUGAUUCUAGAGUUAUUUAGAGAACUGUAUAACAUUCCCAAUGGAUCCCAGAUAUUCUAUCGUUGUCUAAGGGAGACACAGGACAUCCCUUGGCAUCGGAUUCUUGCUGAUGACAUUGAAGAGAAAGUAAGAAAAAGACUCACUGCAGGGAACUGGGUAUUGGCAGUUUUUCUCAUCAAACACCUGCAAUCGAAACAUCUGAACUGGAAUGUGAUCCUGUUGUUCACGUAGUAGAUGAUGUAUUCCUGGUCGUACACCGGACGUGCAUUUCCUACACUCGUACAACUGGUAUCCGGGUUUUUCCCAGCAGGACAGUGCGACGAAACCUGUGGACAUUUCAGUCCAUGUUGCCACUGACGACUACAUCCUGCUCAUCGGGGUGGUGUCGAAAUGCCAAUAGUGACGCGACAGGGACAAUCACUCCAAGUGGUAAACUCCUGUUCAGUGAUAUACGUAUGCAACACUGGCUGUAAUUGAAGAAGAGAGAUUCUCUAGUGUUUCAUGUAGCACGUGGCUCUCCCACUGUGUACCAAUCACCUCUAGAUGGCGGAAUUUCUCCUCCUUAUCAAACUUAAAACUUUUUAUGGGGACAUAGAAUUGAAAAACUUCAGUAUUCUGGCAAUACUUGCCAUAAACUUGGGUGGAGAGAAUGUCGCGUCCUGCCCAGGCUAUCUUAUCACAGAUAAACAAAACGGCUGCUUUUGCUGCAACUUUUGUUGUCACAAACAAAACAUACACUCGUCACUCAUCGAGCUGUCACAAAAACAGUACUCUGAUGCUGUUGCGGGAUCAAGCAACCCAUAUUGUGUGACUACACCCCACAAGAGCUACCUUCAAUACCAGACGAACCACUGGAUGGAUAUGGGGAAAUGGACAACUGCUCGUACCGGCAUUUUGAUCCUCGACAUUCUAACCAGACUGAUCCGAGAAUACAGGGAGUAUAACAUCACCUGCUAAAAAUACAACUGAAUGUGAAAUCCACAGGGCAAGGGAAACCAAAGGAAGAGGAACUGAAAUUGGAGUCGAAGGAUGUUCAAUUAAUCCUCACCCUUUUCAGUAAGCAUUUAUUCCAUCAUCUAUAGCACGCAAUUACACAAGCCAGCACCAACCACUAGGCCUUGGACUUCAGUCUAAUGCCUGUCACCACUGUCUUCAGUCUCUUCAAAUGCCCCCUCUCAGCCUCACACACCAAGAGAAUCACAUGCAUCCCCUGCACAACCAAUAGCCAGCCGGAGUCUCACAAUGUCAGUGGAGUCUAGGACUCUUCGACGAAGCAAUACUAUAUUCACAAGUGGGGUAGACCCUGAUAAUAUUGUUAAAGUGCUCUACAGUAACUUGCUGCUGACUCCGAAGAAAAGGCCAGAGCCACACAACAGACACUGACAGCCCAACAAAAACUGGAGGAGAUUUUCCAGGCGAUGGAGCGUCGCAUUGCAGUGACCCCUGGAGACCUCCACGUAUUGAUUCAAGCUCUCAAGGCAGAACCUGCAAUAAAGGCAGUCGGUGAUAGAAUUGAAGAAAUUUACGAUGAGGAACAUGGGAAAAGGCAGGAGUAAAACAAAAAUAGCAUUAAACUAACUUAUAAUUAUUCAUGUAUUUUUGUUAGUUAUUUUUUU